AUGUCACUUGUGGCAUGCAAAUUAUUUUUUGUUUUCUCAUCGUGGGUUCUUUUUGACUGGACAAGUCAUGCUCUCACUGGUUUUUACAAAAACAAAGCAGAGGUGGAGGAGGGUUUAUGGACCUACCUAGAUGAUCUUCACAGCAGGAAGCUUCAUAAUGUGUUAAGUCAGGGAAAGACCAUCAGCCUUCAUCUCACAGUAUCUCAGAUUAUCAAUGAAAGAAUUUUGAAAUGUACUUCAGGGCUGAACUCUGUGACUCUCCACACUGUUCUGAGUUGUUGCCAUGGCAUCUUGACCUCUCCAGUCCUCCCUGUGACCUACACUGCUAAGUAUUAAUUGUUGGUGGAGCUCUUAGCUCAACUCUCUAACCUGGCCAGCACUCAGCUCAGGGAACAAAUAUCUGAUGAGCCUCUCUCACUCUAUGUCUUUGAGGUUCUCCUCCUUGAUCUCAGCACUUACCUUACUAAACAGCAGGCCAACUCCAACUGAGCGUUUUCCCAGGUAAUGGCAAACGUUCUUCAGCCUCUGUUCCUGCUUAAGACACCUACCGAACAUGAGAUUUGGACUGAGAAGGAAGAUGUUAAGAUUAGACAGAAUCUGAACAAGGAAAUCCGAAGCAAAGUAGAUGGAAGAAAGGAAGAAGUUUUGCCAUCAGAAGAUGAAUCUUGUGUCAAAAAGAGCCAUACGGGCAAGUCAUCAAAACUUUGUGUCCCAAGAGAUAAUGAUGAGGAGGCAGCAUUAUUUUAUGGUGUUAAAAUGAACUCUGUUGCUGUGUUCUUUACAUUUUCCCUUGAUUCAUUUUGCAAUAGGGGAGAGAACACGCAAGUGGAACUCCAUCUCAUGACUAAGCUCAUUAUCGCUUUAGGCUUCACAGUUGAGCUUGAUAUCAAGGAGGCGUUCAGUGCAUCCAACUGGCGUCUCGCUUUACUCACUCUGGAGAAUCUUCUGAACUCCUGUUUGGCUGGCAAUAUCUAUAAUGUGGCUAUAGACAGAAUACAACAUGGAGAAGUGCAGUUCAAUUUCUACAAUCUGACUCUGCUUUUAUUUAACAGUACGCAGAUGGGCAUCCCAGCCUAGUACCAUUGUCUCAGAUCUGGGAUCUCCAGCUUUGGGGAUCUCUGCUGAUUACAAAUCCAUCUGGUAACUUUGAGCACACUUUGCAAUGAAAUGAUCGCAACCCUGGGGAAGAACAAACAGUUGGAUGAAACUAUGACUUAUUUGAUAGAAGAGGCCACUUCUGUGAUGGAGCCAUCCAUCCAGGCUGUGCUUAUUGGCAAAGGAAGUGUAGGUCUUCUCAGGCGGUCCUUCUCUAUUGAAAUGAUGACAGUCAUGAUCAGGAGUGUGCUAGCAAGAGUUUCCCACCUGUUUCAGAGUGGUUCUGAGGACCACGGGAAGGAGAGAAUAUCCCGCAUGUCAUUCUACCGGAGCUUUUGCCAGCAGAUCUUAAAGGAACUGUAUCCAUCACCUCACCCAAUGUACUUCCUUAUUUCCUCAAUCUGCUAUCUCUCUGUAUUCUAUAUGACUGCUGAAAGGACCAAAGCAGCUGAUCUGAGAGAUUUGAUGAGAUUUUGCAGUGUCCGUGCUCUGCUAUCAGGGAUUUGGAUUCUGUCAGAGGUGAAGAAGCUUGAGGGGCCAGUAAAGAAGCUUCUUGAUCAGCUGGUAGCCAACUGUUCUCAAGAGCAGUUCCAUCUAUUACUGCUGAUGCUCAGAGAGGGGCUUUUGGCAUUGAAGGUGGAGGUUCUGUUAGCUGUGACUGUAACAAAGCUUCUCACCUGCUGUCAGUUUCCAGAGCAUUGCUCAAAAGCAUUUUGGCUCAUCGCUCCGCAAUUCAUAUCUACUCUCAUUUUUUCAAUAAAGCAGUCCAGCAAGAUGCGUUCCCUGAUGUGUUUGACUGUACCAACCCCCAAAGCUCUGAUUUUCCUGCUCCGACAGAGUGAAACAUACCGCUCAAAUCCACACCAUGUCAUUACUUUACAUACUCUACAGUUUGUGCCUCUUGACAGUUAUUCUCUGGAGGACUACCAUGCUGCUUUUGAGGCCAUCCAUGAAGCUCUGUUUGCAAUUAUCUUGUGCUACCCUCAGGUAGUGGUUAGUUCCUACCAAAAGUGGUCCAAGGAAGGACAACCGGUGAACUGGCGACAGAGUCAUGGGCGCUUAAGGCUCAUUGAUCCACGUGGGGAGUGA
Messenger RNA from Xyrauchen texanus (razorback sucker), 2184 nucleotides. It is a transcript of the gene urb2, whose product is annotated as URB2 ribosome biogenesis homolog. Lineage: Eukaryota; Metazoa; Chordata; Actinopteri; Cypriniformes; Catostomidae. Gene Ontology annotation, cellular component: nucleolus. The record is from RefSeq and is a predicted model, not a curated record. Gene Ontology annotation, biological process: ribosome biogenesis.